This is a messenger RNA of Trematomus bernacchii (emerald rockcod), 7991 nucleotides long. RefSeq names its product neurofascin homolog (chicken) a (gene nfasca). Gene Ontology annotation, biological process: cell-cell adhesion; brain development. The record is from RefSeq and is a predicted model, not a curated record. NCBI's taxonomy places the organism in Eukaryota, Metazoa, Chordata, Actinopteri, Perciformes, Nototheniidae. Gene Ontology annotation, molecular function: cell-cell adhesion mediator activity. The transcript is spliced from 36 exons. The coding region runs from base 418 to 4830 and encodes 1470 amino acids.
GUGAGAGAGAGAGUGUACGGACUGAAAAACAGUGAGAGCAAAGAGAGGCAGAGAAAGGGGUAGUGAGGAAGAGGGAAAUGGAUGGAGAGAGCAGAGUGUAGUGUUUUGUUUCAUGUUUCCAGUUGUUACAUGUGCUGUGUCUGGAGCUGGACUUGACUGACAGACGCUCAGUCUUUGUUUGCUGUUUCUCGUUUGUUUCCUGGAUGCUGAAGGAUUGAUGGGGAUGGAGAUACAACACACUGCUCUGCUGUUCACCUGGACGCUGCACUGACAGAGGUCUGUUAAGGGGUCACACGACAGAGUGGGUGGACAGACAGAAGCACAGUGUCUACAUCAGUAAAUCCUCACGUCUUCGGCGCUCUGUCAGGAGAACGUUUUUAGCCAAUAAGGAGAGGCCGGCCAACCAGAGGGGUAGAGAUGAUGCGGCAGGGCGGCCAUGUUGCCCUGGCUCUCAUGUCAUCACUGCUGCUGCUGUGGCGCCACGCAGCAGCCAUCGAAGUUCCACAAGACCCAAAGAUCCUUCAGGAGCUGAAGCAGCCCCCCACCAUAGUCAAACAGUCAGUGAAGGACUACAUUGUCGACCCCAGAGAUAACAUCAUCAUCGAGUGUGAGGCCAAGGGCAACCCAGUGCCAACGUUCUCAUGGCGAAGGAACGGGAAGUUCUUCAACAUUGGGAAAGAUCCCAGGGUGACGAUGCGGAAACGCUCGGGGACGCUGGAGAUCGGUUUCCGUAGCGGCGGGCGACCGGAGGACUAUGAGGGGGAGUACCAGUGUUUCUCCAGCAACGACCUGGGAGUGGCUCUGUCCAACAAGAUCCUGCUGCGCGUCUCCAAGGCUCCUCUGUGGCCCAAAGAGGUGCUGGAGCCCGUGGUGGUGACUGAAGGCACCCCGCUGGUUCUACCCUGCAACCCCCCACCAGGCCUGCCUCCUCCGUUCACCUUCUGGAUGAACAGCGCGAUGUCUCCGAUCCUUCAGGAUAAGAGAGUGUCCAUGGGUCUGAAUGGAGACCUGUACUUCUCCAAUGUUUUGGCCAAAGACGCUCACAAUGACUACAGCUGCAACGCUCGCUUCCUUUUCACACACACCAUCCAGCAGAAGAACCCCUUCUCGCUCAAAGUUCAGACAACAGAGCCGUAUGAUGAAACAUCUUACAAUGCCACUGACCCCUAUGGUGGCCGUAAACUGGCAGAGUCCACACCCACCUUCCUCUCACCCUCAGGGAGUGAGAGCUCCAAGAUGGUGCUACGAGACGAGCAACUGCUGCUGGAGUGUAUCGCUGCUGGACUGCCGACCCCCGCCAUUAAGUGGUUUAAGAAGGGGGGGGACCUGCCAGUGCGGGCGAAGUUUGAGAACUACAACAAGACCCUGAAGAUCAUCAACGUGUCGGAGGAGGAUGCUGGGGAGUAUGUGUGCAUGGCCAACAGUCAUUUAGGCAUCAUACGCCACUCCAUCUUUGUCCAGGUCAAAGCGGCUCCUUAUUGGCUGGACAAACCUACGAACCUGGUGCUGGCCCCGGACGAGAACGGGCGCCUGGUGUGUCGCGCAAACGGAAACCCCAAAACCAACAUCCAGUGGCUGAUCAACGGACAGCCCAUAGACAGCUCUCCACACAACCCCAGCAGACAGGUGCAGGGGGACACCCUCAUCUUCCGCUCGGUACAGAUCGGAAGCAGCGCUGUGUACCAGUGCAACGCCUCCAACGAGCACGGCUACCUGCUGGCCAACGCCUUCGUCAGCGUGCUCGACAUGCCUCCAAGGAUGCUGGCUCCGAAGAACCAGCUGAUUAAAGUCAUCCAGAACAACCGCACCUUCCUGGACUGUCCCUUCUUCGGUUCCCCUCUGCCGGACCUGCGCUGGUUUAAGAACGGACAGGGCAGUGGGCUGGAUGGCGGGCAGUACCGCGUUUAUGUCAACGGCACCCUGGAGAUCAUACGGGCUAGAAUGGAGGACGAGGGGACCUACACCUGUGUGGCCAGCAGCAUGCUGGGAAAGGCCGAGAACCAGGUCCGCCUGGAGGUCAAAGAGCCCACACGUAUAAUCAGGGCCCCGGAGCACCAGUCCGCCAUCCGGGGCUCCACGGUCCACCUGGACUGUAAGGUGACCUCUGACCCCAGCCUGCCCGUCACUGUGAGCUGGACCAAGGACGACAAGCCCCUCCACCUGGGAUGGAGGCUGAAGAAAAACGAGCAGUCCCUGACCAUCCCUAAUGUGAACGAAGGCGAUGAGGGCACCUACAGCUGCUCUGUGAGAUCUGAGAUAGACGAGGACUCAGCCUCAGCCCGCCUCACUGUGUUAGAGGAAGCCUCCCUCCACCCCUCAGUCUCUAGUGCCUUGCCUCCAGACCGUCCGGACCCUCCCAUGGAUCUGGACCUGUCGGACCCCGCGGCCCGCAGCGUUCGCCUCACUUGGAUCCCCGGGAACGACCACAGGAGUCCGAUCACAGAGUUCCUGGUCCAGUUUGAGGAGGACCGCUGGGAGUCCGGCAGGUGGCAGGACCUAUCCUCGUACCCCGGAGACCUGAACUCUGUCAUCCUGCAGCUCAACCCCUUCGUCAACUACCAGUUCAGAGUCAUCGCCAUCAACUCCGUGGGCCAGAGUACCCCCAGCCGGCCCUCCCCCCGAUACAAGACCAGCGGAGCGGCCCCAGAUGCUAUUCCCAGAGGACUACGAGGAUGGGGAUCCAAGAAGGACAAUAUGGAGAUCACCUGGGAGCCUCUGCUGGAUCUGGAGAGAAAUGGCCCCAACAUGCACUACAGUGUGUGGUGGAGGAGGAAGGAUGCAGGGGAGGAGUGGAGGAAUGUGACCACAGCGGGGCCCAAACAUGUCGUCCACAACACAGAAACCUACGUGCCUUACGAGAUCAAAAUCCAGGCCAGGAACGAGUUUGGGCAGGGGCCCGAGUCCAAUGUGGUCACUGGGUACUCUGGGGAGGACAAUCCCAGCGACGCUCCCACUGAGUUGCGGGUGUCGAAGGCCGACAGCACCAAGGUGAACCUUCACUGGAGGCCCGUGGACCUGAGCUCUGUGCAGGGGGAGUUCAAGGAGUACAGGUUGUACUACUGGCGUGAGUCCAGUCUGGUUCCAGGUCUGCUGGUCAGUAAAGAGAAGAAGACCAAAGGGUUCUACAGCGUAGUUGCAGAGCCAUCGGGAGUCCUCAGCGACCUGGUGCCAUUCUCUAAGUACAUGAUGUUCAUGGUGGUGGCCAACAACGGCUUAGAGGGUCCGCCCAGCAACACGGUGGAGAUCACCACCAAGGAGGGGGUGCCGGAUGCUCCCAAGUUUUUCAGGAUAAACAGGAGAGGUUUUGACACCAUCCACCUUCAAUGGGACAAGCCUCUAGAGCCCAACGGCCUCCUGAUUGGUUACCAGCUCAAGUACCGUACAGUCAACGCCUCCAGGGUGGGCCGCCCCCAGCUGGAGACCUUCCUUCCCAAUGUGACAGAGUUCAGCCUCCGCCUGCCGGACCGAUCCACCCGCUACAAGUUCUUCCUGUCAGCGCUCACACAGGUGGGGGCGGGGGAAGUGUUCGCUGAGGAGUCCCCACACUUCACCAAUGAAGACAACGGUACUGACUCUACAGGCCUAGUCGAGCUUACAGAGGCCUCCGUAGAUUCAGCUUUCUCUCCUACUCCUCCUCCUCUUGCUCCUCUUCCUCCAACUACCAUCGCUCCUACAACCAUUAGUACCUCAACUACUUCAACUUCUACUACUACUACUACCACUACUUCUACUACUACUGCUGCUACUACCACUACGACUGAGGCGGCCACUACCACUGCACGUCCUGAGCUGGUCCCCACCAGGCGCAAUGAUCAGAAUGUGUUGGUGGCCCCUGGGCUGGAGAUCUGGAAUCUGACGGUGGAGCCUAACAGUAACUACGCUAACGUCAGCUGGAGACACAACUUCCCGGCCGGCAGCAGCGAGUUUGUGCUAGAGUUCACACUGGACAGCGACAAGUCGGUGAACGUUGUCCCCGUGAAACAGCCCCCCAUUACGGUGGCCGAUCUGAUCGCAGGCGCCAUGUACCAUCUGAGGGUUUACUCCCAUGAGCUCAACAGCGUCAGCAGCAAAUCUAUCACCUUUAAGACCAAAGCAGUGGCCCCUGGGCUGGAGAUCUGGAAUCUGACGGUGGAGCCUAACAGUAACUACGCUAACGUCAGCUGGAGACACAACUUCCCGGCCGGCAGCAGCGAGUUUGUGCUAGAGUUCACACUGGACAGCGACAAGUCGGUGAACGUUGUCCCCGUGAAACAGCCCCCCAUUAUGGUGGCCGAUCUGAUCGCAGGCGCCAUGUACCAUCUGAGGGUUUACUCCCAUGAGCUCAACAGCGUCAGCAGCAAAUCUAUCACCUUUAAGACCAAAGCAGCCUACAUAGACCAGGUGGACAUUGCCACUCAAGGCUGGUUCAUCGGCCUGAUGUGUGCCAUCGCCCUCAUCAUCCUCAUCCUGCUCAUCGUCUGCUUCAUCAAGAGGAGUCGCGGAGGCAAAUACCCAGGUGGUGGUUGCGUGACUGGUUUUGCAAAAUGUCUAGUCCGUGACAAAAAAGAUAUGGCAUUGGACGCAGUGGAUCACAAAGACCAGGAUGGAUCUUUUGAUUACCACAGCGACGAGGACAACAAGCCUCUGCAGGGCAGCCAGACGUCUCUGGACGGCAACGUGAAGGAGAGCGACGACAGCCUAGUGGACUACGGAGAGGGCGGCGAUGGCCAGUUCAACGAGGACGGCUCUUUCAUUGGCCAGUACACGGUGAAGAAGGACAAGGACGAAACGGAGGGCAACGAGAGCUCUGAGGCCACCUCGCCCGUCAACGCCAUCUACUCGCUGGCGUAGCGCCGUAGAACCACCCGGGGGACGCGGUGGCACCCUCUGAUUUCAGGGUGUUACCACAAACCACAACACAAUACACCAGACACAAACACACACACGUGAAUAUAUUAAUAUAUGAAACACAUUAAACACAGAAGGGACGCAGCGGCCUGUCUGGAGACUGCAGGCUUCCCUCUGCAGUAUCGGGGGAACAGGAGUGGAAUCAGACCACAAGCCUCUAUUCUAGUUUCCAGCUGGAAGAAAUGGACCCACUGGAGGUGACGUUGGGACAAAGAGGACUGUGCUCGUUUUCCUCUGCUCCGCCUGCCCCUACACAGACUUGGGAGCAGCCUUCAGCACGUGGAGGCAUUGACAAGCGUUCUUUAAAGAUUUGACCUUGGUUGGUUUCUGCUCCAAACAUUUUCAGCGUCCCUGCUCUCCUUCCUGAUUCGCCCCUCAAAAACCUCUGUGAAGCAUCCCAGUAAAGUACACACACGAGGUCCCUUACGCACACACGUCCUGUAACAUAUCAGCUUCUAACCAUCAAACUCAACAGGAUGCCCGCAGAUAUGUUUAUCAUAUUGAUAUUUACGCAAUGAAAGAGUUUAGUUUUUCCACAGCUGGUAGACGAGUCAUUAAUUCUUAAUGAGUGCUGUAUACAGUCCUGGCACACAUUUUAGUGCCCUGCAAAACUAUGCACUAUCACCUCCUUCAUAACAUUUUGGGUUUGAUCUGGUUAGUAAAAGUACACGUUUUGGGUUUCUUUUUUACCACUUGCAAACUAAAUCACAUGCUUUUAUUCACUUUGCCUUGUUCGAUGGAGUAGACAUGUUUUUCUUACCUCUAAUCCAAUAUUGUAGUGCAGAUGUUCAAAAUGGCCGCCACAAGAAAAGCUAUUUCUGCCACAAGCACCAAGCUCUGCUAAAGUAUGUUGUUAAUGAAUCCCUUUUUUUUAAGAAUGACUAUUUUGGAGCAUGGCAGUAGCUUAGUGCAAGGAGGCAAACGAGAGGAAAGUUAGUUUUGCCUGAGAAAAACGGUAGACCACAACCGAGUCAAUCCCCUAGUUAGCAUGCAUGCUAACUCUGCAUUCAUGUCACAUGGGGACAACUGUCGGCUGACAGUGACCAUGUUUCUGUUUUUAUUUCGGCUUUGGUUGACCAUUUGCUACACACAGUACUUUUUAAAGUAAUUUUGCACCAAACAAGACAUUGCAAUGUCAACGCUAAUAAUAAAACAAGUUACAAUUGCUUUUUAUUUAUUUAUAAAUAUUCCAAAUUACCUAUAUUAAUAUUUGUAACAUUUACACCUUCAUUCUGGAAGUUUAGGGCCCAAAUCGCAAAGAUCCCAAUGACUUUUUAUUACGUGUAAGCCAAGUCAUGUUUUCAAGUUGGACGCUUAAAUGUACUUUUACCCAAUGGGACAUGAAUGCAGCUUGAGAGCCAGGAAUCCUUGAGGUGUGUUCAGACUACAUGUUUGCCUUUGAUUCAUUUUACCAUAUGUAUGGAUUGUGUUUUGUUUUUCAUGCUUUUGGCAUUCUGAGUUUAUUUGCCUUAAAAAGCCAUUUAAAAAACAUUAGAGUAACAUGCACUGACCUGCAGUUCUCUUUGUUACUCCAGACCUUUUUGUUUAUGAAUUGGAGUCAUUAAGCCUAAAAAUAGACACAACGUUUUGCUGGAUGACACGUUUGGAUUAUUUAAUUUGUGCAUUGAUUUUGUAUUCAAUCACACCACCUCUGAAAUGUCAGUCUGAACCCACCUUUACACAGGAAUCCAAUAAUCUUUCCCUCCCUCUAGUUUUUUUAACUCGAUUAUUUUGUCAAUCAUUACCGAUAAAAAAGGCACUAGGGCAAGAAUACUUGAAUUUACAGCAUGAAAAUAUAUACAUUAAAUUCACAGCCACCGUUGAGAUGAAACGUAUCCACUAGUUUUUUAGUUUUUGCUGAGGAAGAAAGAAAAAAGAAAAGAAGUAUGUACACUCAGUAUUUCACUUGCCAACAACCAUGUUUGUCCUUCUGUUAGCUCACUGAUGGACUGACUUUAUUUUCUACUAAACGUUCACUGAGUGCUUCUCAAUUCACCUCAUCAUGUCGGCACUCAGACUUAGUUACAACAGCACUAUUAAACCUCCGAUGCUAAAUCAAAAGAUCUUAACAGCAGUUAGCGACUGCAGUUCACUUUUUAUUUUAAAUAUUUAUUUUAUAUUUCUAUUUAUUACAUUAUGUGGAUAGUAUUAAUAUAAGUCCUUAAUUUAAUUAAUUGUUAUAUACAUAUUUCUUACCAACUUAUUUUGUUGUUUCACACUCGAAAUAGCCAGAAUAAAGAUGUCUCCUGAAUCUGUUAUUGUUCAUGAGAAGCAUAAACACAACUGUAUGUUUCAGAUAUGUGUGUCAGCUGGCUUUCCAACAUGAGAAUACCUGUCAUGGUUGUUGUUAAUCUGUCAUUGUGCUGCUCUUCUCGUACUCAUGUUGUAUUACAGUUACUCUGUGUUUUACUUCAGAUGUAUGUACCUUAACCUUCCCACCACACAGUUAUUAUUUAUUUGACAUAUAUUCUGUACAUGUAGGUCCUGAUCUCUUAUAUUUGUAAAUAUAUAAAAGUCGAUUCCCCCAAAAAAUGCUUUAUCCGAAAAGGAAACUAAAAGUCACAAAUGUGUAUCCAGCAAGCAAAUGUGACAGGUGCAACUUGGUGUGUCACGCACCUCUGUAAAGUAGCUUUGACUAACGUUUGCACUCUGAAAAAAAGUAACAAGAAUCAUCCUCCACUCAAUGUUGCCCUUUGCGUUGUGAUGUACGGUGCUGACUGUGGCCGGUUAUCAGUCAAUCGUUUGAUGAUGGUUUGGGUUGUAUAUUGUGAGGAAUAUGUUAGAUUCUGUAAGAUGUAAAUAAGACAGAAGUGCUCCAGAGUUGUAGCACAGUUUUAGUAGGCCUAAAAAGAACAUUGCUGAGGUAUUAGAUCACACUCCCCUGCUUGAAACCGUUUUACAUUGGUCAUCUCUCUGAGGCCGCAGACUCCCUCUCACCUUUACAGCCUGUUGUUGCUUCACUGGUCCCCUUUCAGAUGCCUCCUCAAUGACUGAAGGUUACACUGAAGAAAGUGAAACGUUGACUUUAAUUAAAUGUAUUAUGUCAACAGAUUUCACAUAACUGGAUUAGGCUAGUAGAAAGCAAUAAUAUUAAGUUGAAAUGA